Molecule: messenger RNA, 1241 nt
Organism: Botrytis deweyae
Lineage: Eukaryota; Fungi; Ascomycota; Leotiomycetes; Helotiales; Sclerotiniaceae
Exons: 2
Coding region: 79-1137 (352 amino acids)
Biological process (GO): mitochondrial respiratory chain complex I assembly
Cellular component (GO): mitochondrion
Source: RefSeq, a predicted model, not a curated record
UGAUCCUUUUGACUUGAGUGUUGUCAACGAUGUUCUUUUUAUUUAUAUAAUUGCCUACAAUAUAAUUCUCCCUCAAUCAUGAAGUCUUUAGCUUUACGACCGUUUCUUCCAAGGCCAUCGAUAACAAGAAGACUAUGUAUAUCUCGAAAUUAUGCAGUUCAAUCCCCGGGAUCACCUACUUUGCAGGUCUUCGAUAGACAUACUAAAUAUUUACAAAAAGAACGUGCAGCUUUAGACAAGGAGAAAAGUAGACAGGUGGAUUAUCUGAAGGAUGAAGUAGCCAUGCGACUUUCAGAAAGGUUAUUGGAUAUCAAUAGGCAUUUUGAUCAUGUCCUAGAUCUUGGCGCAAAUUCAUGUAACAUAGCAAGGGCUCUCACUUUACCAGAUCCAGACAUUGACCUUUCGAAAACUACGUCUCCUCCACUUUCCUCCCGUAUCGCCCGUCUUACAGCUGCAGAUUCAUCUCGGAAUAUGUUAUACCGCGACGAAGAUUUGCCAUUUAAUAAGGAAAUAAACCUCACACGCGAAGUGCUCGACGAUGAGGAAAGAUUACCUUAUGAAUCUGGAACAUUCGAUGCAGUGCUGAGCUCUUUGAGCAUGCAUUGGAUCAACGACCUUCCAUCACUCCUUGCGCAAAUCAAUCACGUAUUGAAGCCUGAUGCACCAUUUAUGGCAGCAAUGUUUGGUGGCGAUACAUUAUUCGAAUUACGAACGUCAUUGCAGCUCGCAGAUAUGGAACGAAGAGGUGGAGUUUCUCCGCACGUUUCUCCGCUGGCGGAUGUAAGAGACAUUGGGGGUUUGUUGCAGAAAGCGGGGUUCAAGAUGUUAACGGUAGAUAUCGACGACAUCAUUAUUGAUUUUCCUGACACGUUUGCCCUGAUGCAAGAUUUACAACAGAUGGGCGAAAGCAAUGCCAUAUUAGGAAGGGAGGCAGGUGCAAUCAAGAAGGAUGUACUUCUUGCAAACGAGGGAAUAUAUCGAGAGUUACAUGGAAACGAAGAUGGUACAAUACCCGCAACAUUUAGGAUGAUAUACAUGAUCGGCUGGAAGGAAGGACCUAACCAGGCACAACCAUUACCCCGAGGUAGUGGGGAAAUCAAUAUAAAAGAUAUUCUUGGUGGCGGAGAGGUCAAAUGAAUAGUCACAAAUAAGAAUAAACUAUAAUAGUUGCGCUGUAAAGUGCUUUAGAAAGUGCAAUAUACAAAUCUAUAUUUGCAUUUUCAUUCUUCGUCGGGGAAUCU